Molecule: messenger RNA, 2213 nt
Organism: Suillus bovinus
Lineage: Eukaryota; Fungi; Basidiomycota; Agaricomycetes; Boletales; Suillaceae
Exons: 1
Coding region: 195-2195 (666 amino acids)
Source: RefSeq, a predicted model, not a curated record
UGAAGUUGAUAUUACUGAUCAGUCUUCUCUUGUAGUACUAGUACGUGUCAGACUGACCGUCUCAAUUGAAAUUUCAAGCCACAUCGCGUUUCAUGAUUUAAGAAAUAAGACAGCACUCUUCAUUUUGACAAGUCACCUCAUCUUCAGGGCUCUGGUAGCUCGGCGCCGGGCGCGCAUAUACACUCAACGAUACUAUGCCUAUCUCUUUAAUUCCACGCAUGCCGUUCUUUGCAAAUAUUGUUCCCCAUCGCAGAGCGGAUUCUAACUUGAUUCUAGGACAAAACGGGCAACCGUCAAUCAUAAAUUCGGACCCUCCAGCAGGACUUGGAGAUGUUCCAUACAACCCCCAAGGCAGCCGCAGGCCGGAAUAUGCACCACAGCCGGCUACUCAGAUCAGUCCUGACCCUAUCAGUGCAACCGGGAUGCAGACAGGAGGCCAGUUGACACAGUCUGAGGCAUUUAUGACUACUGUCCCCGCCUUGGCAAUGACCUCAGCUACGGCAACUGACACAAUAUCCUCAUCGCUUAGCAGCGCGACGUCAAGUUCCUCAUUUUCAUCACAGACACGUACCACCACUAGUACUCCAUCCAACUCCUCAAGUAGCACCAGCACAUCCACUCAUCCGACAGCGCUCGUCUCUCCCGCUUCCAUGCAUACUUCUCGAACUGAGCUCUCCGCCCCGUUCUACGUUGCAAUCAUCCUUGGCACUGUCUGUGUCCUCGCUUGUUGCUUGGCAUUUCUCGCCUGGUGGAUGCGUUCGCGCGCAUCAGUGCGAAAGACACAAGACGACGACGAACUUUGGACAGCGAGGGAUACACUCGAAGACGGCCCCGAGCCGAGCCUGCAGAUGCACACUCCGCACGAAGAAUCUGAGUUUUACCUCCCUGCAUCUCUCGUCCGGAGAAAUACUGGCGAUCCUUUUUCCAGCCCCAUAAAUGCGACUUUCUACAAUGCCUCAAGAACGGUCGUUGGCAAUGUCCACCCGCCCAUGGAGCAACGACGACCUGCACUCGCGAAUUCCGCAAGCGCGUUCAGCGUCCAGGAAAACCCGCGCACACUUGGUCGGCUGCAGGUAGCAAAUAUUGCCCCUGGCGACCUGACGUCUGGUGACGAGUCGAGCCACGGUGGCCCAACGUUUUACAGCACAAGGGUAGCUGAGUUGGGCCCGCCGAGAAAUGCUGUCCAGUAUCCCACACAAAAUUUCCUACCGCAGGGAGAUGGUCUACCGCAAUUUCUCCCCUCGCCGAGGCAUGUCCAGCGCACGCCUAGAGAGAGGUUACGACCAGUAAUGGAGAACACACCAGGCAUCGGUCCUACAGACUGGCAUGAUAUACCACUCCCUGACGAGGCCGAACCUGGGCCUCACGACGUAGUAGUGAAUGAGCAUCGGCCUCCGGAGGGUUGGGCUUCCGCCCUCAAGUCCAACUUCAUGACCGCAUUCGGCACUGUUGCUGGCAACCGCACGCAACGGCCAUCAACAUAUGAAGAAAGCGACAUUCCGUUGGGGUCUGCAAAAAUCUAUUCGCUACAACGAUUUCCAGAUCCCGAAUUCGACAUACCUCUCGCUGGUCACGAUCCGCCGUCAUACUCUACAGAGGCCCAGCUGAACGACGAUGUAAACGGACUGCGCAUUCGUGGACUGGGUGGCCAUCCCCGAGAACGAGUUUCCUCCCCCGACGUAUCGCAGUCAAAUCUAGAACCCAGCGAUAGCCAAGUAACACUUCGCCCAGACAUGACACCCGUGUGGACACACGAGUCCCGUGUACCGUUGAAGCACAACGCAGCUCCUAUUGGUAUGGCCAAGGAUAAGAGCCAUGCUUCGUAUGUCAGUUCCAGCAGCGUUUACACCUCCGAGUCUAUAGCUGCGGCCUCAGCGAACCUGAAGAAUUACGGGUAUGGGUUUAUACAGUCGCACCAGGCGCUUUCUCCCAGUGACAUUCCGAAAUCGCGCACGAACACGAUGCAGUCUGAACAAUCCAAAGUGUCGUCGCGGAAGAGGGGUGGGCAGCGGAGACGUUCAAGGCCUAAGCCAACUCGGCAUGAAUCAUCGUCCGCGUCUUCCAUGAUAUCCUUUGGGUCAGACUUGCUACGUCCACCCCAACCUGGCUAUUUAUCCGGGAGAGAGAGUAUGGCAAGGAGAGCGUUGCUGGAAAGAAGACGGAAGAUGCUGAUGUACGAACCUUUGGACGAGUAGCUUGAUGCCUUGGUAUCC